Diatraea saccharalis (sugarcane borer) is the source of this 7208-nucleotide messenger RNA. NCBI's taxonomy places the organism in Eukaryota, Metazoa, Arthropoda, Insecta, Lepidoptera, Crambidae. The record is from the annotation of a GenBank genome assembly.
UUUUCAGCUUUCUUCACCAGACAUUAUUUUGACCAUUGUUUAUCAUUGAAUUUUUGUUUUCUUUUUAAAUAGGAUGAAUUCAAUAAAAGAUAUUUAAAUAAUAUCUAUCUUCUUAUGUACAUAAUUAAUGUAAAUAACUAUAGAAGAUAGCGUCUCGCAGUGCUUUUUAGAGUAAAGUUGUUAUUAGUAUUAAACAUGACUUUUACCUUUAUUCAGUGACUAAAGGGUAAUUCAGAAUGGUUGUUGGAUCAGCGUCGUAUCCAGGGAGGCAAGUGCUCCACAAAAUGCAGCCAAUGGGUAUGACUCCUCGAGAGCUGUCGGAGUAUGACGACUUGGCGACUGCACUCAUAGUGGAUCCAUAUCUUGGUAUCACUACGCAUAAAAUGAAUAUUCGCUAUAGGCCUUUAAAAACAAAUAAGGAAGAGUUGAAAAACAUUGUAAAAGAAUUCAUUCAAACCCAAGACUACAGCAAAGCAUACUCCAAAUUAGCUAAUGGUGAAUGGAUGCCAAGGCACUUUAGUAAAAAUAAACACCAACAAAGCAAGUUAAGAGAACAUAUAUACCGAUACUUGAGAGUUUUUGAUAAGAAAGCUGGUUUUGUCAUUGAACCAUGUUAUAGAUAUUCCUUGGAGGGUCAAAUAGGAGCAAAAAUUUCAACCACCAAGAAAUUUUUCAAGCAUGAAAGGAUAGACUUCUUAGUUGGUUGUAUAGCAGAGAUGACAGAAGAUGAAGAAAAACAGUUGCUUCACCCUGGUAAAAACGAUUUUUCUGUGAUGUAUAGCUGUAGAAAAAACUGUGCCCAGCUGUGGCUAGGGCCUGCAGCCUACAUAAAUCAUGAUUGUAGACCUAAUUGUACAUUUGAGGCCACUGAUCGUGGCAAAGCAUUUGUUCGUGUUUUAAGAGACAUUGAGGUAGGAGAAGAAAUCACCUGUUUUUAUGGGGAAGAUUUCUUUGGAAAUGGUAAUUGUUACUGUGAAUGUGAAACUUGUGAGAGGCGUGGAAAAGGUGCAUUUUCUGUAAAAAGUGAACAUAAUGAAGAGCAAGCAACUAGGUAUAGAUUUAGAGAAACUGAUAACAGAAUUAAUAGGACAAAGGCUAAACAAAGCCAAAAAAAUGAAAAUGGAAAAAAUAGUGAAAAGACGAGAGUUUCUAGCAGGCAAAACCUUAAUAUUGUAUCUCCACUGAGCAUGAAAGAAAUGAAACAAAAGGGUUUAACUAAAUAUGAUGCUGAAUUAUUAAUAGCUCAGGGAUGUAUUGCUGAUGUAGUAGAUUCAUCUGUUAGUAAAGAAGCGCAAAGUAGUAGAGAAUCAUCUGCUUCAAGUCGUGGAGAUCGCUUAAGAAGAAGAACUGAUAGUAAUCGAGUGACCAAUGGGACAGUUUCAUCACCUGCUAAUACAAAACGUAGAGCACCUCCUUCAAGAUGUUGUAGUACCACUAGUUCUCGAAGUAGUCGUGAUUCACAUUCAGGUAUAGUCUUGAGAAGUCAUAAACGCCUCAUAGAUACAGGCUUACAAACAACUUGCCCUAAAACAAAAAGUAAUAUUAAAGAAAUGGUUGUGGUUACGGAAGAAAAUCAUACUACUUCUAAAGAAGAAUCUAUUCCAAUUAAUAAUUCAGAGAUGACAAAUAAUUUGACUGAAACGGAAUCUACAAAUACACAUGAAAAGAAUAAUUUAUUGGAACCAGUGUCUGGUACUACAGAAUUAGUAAAUGCUGACCAUUGUGAUACUAAAGAAUCUCUGCAGCAGAAUAUACAAUUAACUCCUGAAAUAAAUAAUAUAACAAAUGAAGAUUGUACUGAUGGAAAGAUAAAGCAAGUUGAAGAUGAAGGCAUAAGUGAUAAUGUAUGUUCUAAAAGUGAAAUUUAUGACUUUAGAGAAAAUAUUAAUCCAAGUGAAUCAACAAAAGAUAGUAAAAUAAAUAUUAAAACAUAUAAAGUAGAAUCAUCUAAUCGAAAUGAAGAAUCAAAUAAAGAAUUAGAACCUGGACCUCCUUGGUUAGCUGACAAUUCUAAUAAGAGUAGUGAGUGUCCUUGCACUCCUCCUCGGAGAGGUUUGAAACUGACGUUGCGUGUAAAACGGAGUCCAGUUGUUGAAGAGGUGAUGGAUUGUGGUGCCCCAGCAGAGGUUCCAGAGUAUGAAGUAUUACGGCUGGAAGGCGUCGACCCGGAGACAGUGCGACGGUUUAAGAAGCGACGCCGUUCCAAAGAACGUCAUCGUAAGCACAGCCCCAUCCGUCCCUUGCCCCCUAUGAAACGCUUAAGGCUUAUUUUUGGUAAUGAGAGUCGUACUAUUGAUUUGCCGACUGCAAUAUCUGCAGACUGACAGCCGCAAUUACCUUAUGGUUAUUAUUCCACCGUUAUUCAAUUAUUAGUUUAAUUGUCACUGACUAGGAUAACUUAUCUAAUAUUUAUUUCAUGACAUGAAAUUAUGAAUAAGUAUUGUGUGAUAGACAUCAGAUUUUAUUCAAAAAUUCCAAGGACAUAUUUAUUGAUGAAUAGUAUGAAAUGGUUUUUUCAUUAAGUUUUUAUUGAGCAUCAUACUCAAUAAAAAUAUUUGUCACAUGCCCUAAACGAAAGUUAUUGUUUUUACUACUGUAUUACUUUUUCAUUUUCACUAAAGUAAUUGCAAUUCCUACUUACAGCAGAGCUCUAAGUUUGGCCAUAUAAUUUAUAAAAUUAAAAAAAUCAUUGGCACGAUAGUUGAACAGUAUGGCGCUGCGUAAAUUUUUGUAGUAUUGCAAACGCACACCACCACAGUUAAAUAUACUUACAGUAUUAAAGAUACCUAUUUUUAACUAUCUAAGUUUACGACGUGUAUAUUGGUAUGGGUUUAAAUGCCUGUAACCAACAAACAUAGGUAUUUAGGUACUAUUCUACCAACCAAAAUGCCUUGUGUUGAAUACAUACGUCCAUCGCGAAUCUUGGGCUAUAUUUAGACAUGCUUUUUUAUUCACUAGCGCAGAAGCAAUUGUGUAUACGGCGUAAAAGAUAUAAUUUUAUAAGAUUGAAUCUUUAAUACUGCUAGACUUUAAAGCCUUUGUCACAUUUGCAUGAUUUUUAUGUGUUUGUGGUAUUAAAAAUUAAUUUUAGUAUACAUACAAAAUGUAAUUUUUCGUAUACUUUAUACAAAAUCAAAACAUCAGUCCAGAAUACGUAAUUGUAAUUUCAGGGAUUUAAUUGAUAGAAUAAUUUCUGAAAAUUUGGGGUGAUCAGUUACGUGUCUUAUUUACGUUUAUUAUUAAAACUCACAUUUAUUGGAUUUAAAAGUUUCCACACAGAUGCGUAAGUUCGGCAUAGGCUUAGCAUAGCUUAGCUAACACAGAGUGUAAUGCAAUUUUCGAAUGGCUGUUAUAGUUCCAGGUUCUCUGCAUCAUACAACUAGAUACUCCUCUUGAUUAUCACCUGCGGAAUGCUUUCCCUGAACAGCUCUAUUAUUGUCAAUCUUGAUGUAAAUUGUACGGUUUUUUCCCUGACGUUAAUUACGUCUGGAUUUCGAUUUUGUUCCUGUUUGAGUUCUAUUUUUCUAUUUUUGAUUCGGCAUGGGUUGGUUUUCAUUCAGUUUUCCCGACUGAAAGCUCUCGGUAGUCUCUGCAUCAGAACCUCUUCCUGUAUUGUUUGUGUAUAUGGAUAUAACAUUAAAUAUCUUCGGAUUCCAUUACCGUAGCGAAUGUCAUAGUGUACUUUUAUUGUUCUAAUCUUGAUCUGUGCAUGAGUCGAUUCUUAGUUUACUUUGUAACUGAAUGUAACCAGUUUAAUGAGAUUUCAGUAGUACUACAUUGUCACUCCUAUUUGAUCUCAGUGAUCUUACUCUCGAAUGCAAUCGCGAUAGAGCGACAUUGCAAUUGUGCCGUUUCUUUCUCUUGAUUAGCUAGCUAGCGUCAGAGUAUGCUAGUCUACCCAGUUAAGAGUACAAUUGCAAUUUCGGCACGAUUGCAAUUUCGAUCGAUCGCGAUUGCGUUCGAGAGUACAGGGGCUGAUAUUGAAAUUUUCCAUUGUCAUUGAAAGACAUUUGACGAUAUGACCCACGCUCUUGUUUUCGUUAUAUUAUUAGAAGAGUAUAAAACAUCUGUGGUUUUAUAGAAUCUAAUUCGUCCUAGACUUCAAGAACAACGUCGCAUUUAAUAGACUAUAGGGCAUGAUGGUAACUGAAAUGCUUAAAUGUCCUCCCAUCUCAUCCAUAGCACAGAUGUGGGUUUGUUAAAAGAUCAAUAAAUCUUGUUUAAAAAUAACCAACCCAAUUUGAAUGUAAAUAAUUUUUUUAGUGGUUUACAGAAAUUUUAUAGAAGUGUUAUGUAAUUCUCUUUCUUGAUUCAAAAUACAGAAGGAAUAUCUAGUCCUUGAUUUUGACGUAUGGAUAGAAUAGAAACUGAUCUUUUAACAAGUACUCAAUAGAAAAUUAUCGAGGUUCUGUUUUUCUAGUUAGUUUCCUUCAAAAUUUUCCAUACAAAGUUGGACAAAUCAUUUUAACAAUCAAUAGGGAUGACGACUAAUUUUUGUUUGUUUGUCCGUCAGGUAGAAUGUAAAAAAAUAUUAAACACGUUUUUUUUUUCGUAAUCAUAAAAUUACGGCGUUACAUGGAGUUGAAAUUUCGCAUGACGUUACAGUAAGUUUUCUAACAAAAUGUGACGUAGCGAGCCCCCACUCCUCAACUUUAAUGCCUGUUAUCUAAUUUCUUGUUAAAUUGAAGUAGAAAAAAAUACGUAUCUAAUAUUUUUCUAUUACCUGACUGACGGACUAAAUAGAAUUGCAUUUUUUUACCCAGUCGUCAUCCCUAUUGAAUUGAGCAGAGUUUGUGAUAAUCACAAUUGAGGAUUAUUGUUCUAUUUUAUAUUUAGAUCUUAUCUAUUUAGAAGCAUGCGUUACUUUAUGUGACGGUUCUUCCGUCGAGUGUGCAAUAUUGUUUAGAUAUCAUUUCACAUUUCUGACGUUCCAUGACGGACUAUCUUACGUCAGAUAUUCAUCUACCUUCAAGGCGCCAUAUAUUUUAACGUUUCGUUAUCUGAGUUAAAUCGUUACGACAUGAGAGAUGCUAGCUUCAGAUCAGUGAUGCUAGAAGAAAAAAGUUUAGCUGAAAAACACGCACGUGAAGAACAGUCCCUUCACAUCCGUUUAUUAAGACAAGUAAAUUAUAACGAUAAAAAUAACUGUUAUUUGCUUACUAGCUUUAUUGAUUAUUAAUGUAUUUUUGGAAUCUAAACGGCGUAGUAAGGUAGAGUGUCAAAACCGAAUGAAAACUCCAAAAAUCUAGCUCCGAACUAGGUAACAUUUCGGACAUAUAAUAAUAUCGAAUGCUUCAACCACCAUCUAAUGAUGGCGAAGGCACCUCAAAUGAGUCGAAAUAGUCUGAAAAAAAAUGGUUUCAGACCCAUUUCCUUUUUAUUUAUCGCAUCUUUUGUAUAUUUAUUGUGAUUUUGAGUUUAAGUAAUUUUUCUAAAAAGUAUAAUUGUGUGGAUGAUUUAAUUUUACAUGUUUUUAUGAAUGCAGUAGCUAGAAUUUUUUAACUGUCGUGAAUUCCUUGACCGUGAGUACAGUAGCGCCACAUUUAUAACUGUUUAAAAAUUUAGCUUUGGAAUGGUUAUGUAAAUUGAGCUCUAAACUUUACUAAGAGGCUUUUAAAUUAAAUUCAAAAUUCAUAAAAAUUGCGCUGUUGUACAGAUGGACUGAGAUAAAUUCGCCACGUAACAUAAGACAAUUACGCCUAAUGCUUCUAUAACGGGGUAAUAAAUCACUAUUUAUUUCUAAUUUUAAAUUAAUUUAUUUUUCUUGAAACUGGCAAUGUAUGUAGUAAAUUCAUAUAAAUUGUGUUGCUCUUGAUUUUCUAACGAACAGACAAACUAUAUCCAUUGUGUUGACCAAAAUUUUGGCGUAUCGCAAGAAAUGGAUGAUUUCAUUAAACGACUAGAAAACUGCAAAUUUUAUAAUAUUUUCAGUGGCUUGUGAUUAGGAUUAAGAUUAGAUAAAAUUGCGACUGAAUUGUCCAUGAAUUUUUUUCUUAUCUUAAUUUAUUUUACUAUAAAGACUGUUCACAAAAGUGGAAUGAUUUCAGUAUAAGCUCGAAUCUGCUAGAUUAAAUUUUAUGAAUGUAAAUAUUUUAUUUUAAUUUUGUUCAUACACUUGACAUUCUUUCAUUUCCCGUUUUUAUAAACCUAGUAGUACAGGGGUCUAUGUAGGCACGAAUUUACGCAGUCUACUUACUAGGCUAGUGCCGUUGAACAAAAUUUAAGUUUAAAAUUAUUGCUUACAACUUUGUCGGCAUAGUCUUUAAAUGUUAACUAGUACAAUACUAAAGCUCCUGUGCGCGUUAAAUAGCUAACCUUAUAGUAUUACCUAACUAGUUAGCUGAUUUUUAGUACAACAUUAGCACCAUUCUUCAGUAACAUUACAAUAUUGUCAUUGUCUGCCUUUAAGUCCGCAAUGUUACUAAUAAUGGACAGAAUAGUCUGAUAGAUUCAUCACAAAGUUAUUGAUUUAGUAUUUUUUGAUUUCAUAAUGUAUAUUGAAAUACCUACUUAAUAUCAGUUUAUGUCAUUUUACUUAAAUGUAAUGCGAAAAUUGACAAUGUCCCUUUGGUGUAUCUGUAAUUAACGAGUAAUUUAGUUGUCACUCAGUUUAUCAUGAUUUCUCACCUUCUGUUGAAUUUUUAACACAACCAUCGUUGUACAGGGAAUCUAUACCUUAAUGGUUGAUGGUCUCUAUUUCUAUUUUAUACCUGUAACAUACGCAGUCUAGUGAAAACAAUAUUUUGAAUUUGGCAAAUUAACGAUCAAAUUAGUGUAAUUUAUAAUAAAUAGCAUUUAAAAAUGUCAGCUGAAACUGCCCUACUUCAUAUGUUAUUGUUGUUUAUUGUGUACAAUAUUAUUAGUUCAAUUGUUUAUCAAUAAAGACUAUUAGUAGAAUUAAUUAAUGUAUAAAGUUUUAGGAACUAUGUAAUUAAUAAACAAUUUUUUAUUACUUGGACGCGCAUACAAUUUAAGGUUUUAUAUUAAUUUGAUAUGUAGCACGCUAAAUAUUAUAAUAUGAUUUAACACAUUAACAAUGGACAUAGAGGACAGCGAUGUUUCAGUUGUAUAAAUGUGUAUUUACCUGUAUAAAUAUUGUACCUAAUUGGUUUAAUUUGAUUGUAUUAAAUCUAUCGAUAGAUCAUGGUAUGAUGAAGUUCUGAUAAAUAAAGAAUUAUAAGGAUGGCCUUAGUAAGGCUACAUUGGUU